AUGGGAAUUUGUUCCAGCAAUAAAGCCAAUAAAAUUCAUUCUCAUGAUCGCGAGGUAGAUUAUAAGCCUUUUGUUUUUGAUACUUCAAUUGUUCCUGAUUAGCAUCCAGAAGUGAAUACAAAGUAAACUAAUACUGUUGCUGAUCGAAUUAUUCUUUACAUAAUAAUUCUAAUCAAGCCACAACAAAGAAAUGUAAUAUAUUAGCUCAUUUUGAGGCAAAAUAAGUAACAAACCAAAUUUGAAGAUUUCUUAUUUCCUCCUAAUUAAAGUAGUCUUUCAAAGGAUCCUAAUUUUAAAAAAGGUAAAAACUUAGUUUGGAAAAGACCAGACCAGUUUUUAGAGCCAGGUUAAAUUAAAUUGUUUGAUACAAUCGAUCCAAUGGACAUUAAGUAAGGUGAGCUUGGGGAUUGUUAUUUUUUAAGCUCAUUAUCUGCUUUGGCAGAAAUUCCACAAUAAGUAUAAAAAUUGUUCAGACAUCAAGAAUAUUAAUAAAGUGGACUUUAUGGAAUUUUUAUGUGUAACAAUGGAAUACUAUAGGAGUAGGUGAUAGAUGAUUUUAUUCCAUGUCAAAAGUAAGGAGGCCCAAUAUUUUCUAAAGCAAAUGGAAAUGAAUUAUGGGUACUUCUUUUGGAAAAAGCCUACGCUAAAAUAUAUGGAUCCUACCAAAAAAUAGAAUAAGGUCUAGCCGGUUAAGCGUUAAAAGAUUUAACUGGAGCUCCAAGUGAAUAUUUUAUAAGAAAAGCCGAAACUUUAAAAGAUGCCGAUUUAUGCUGGGAAUUCAUGGAAAAAUAUGACAAAGAAAAAUACAUUCUAACAGCAUCAUCAGAAACAAAUGAGUAAGGAACAGAAUAAGAUAAUGGAAAUGGAAUAGUAUCUUAACAUUGCUAUGCGAUAUUGGAUGUAUAACGGGUUAUAGGAAGUGAUGGAAAACCUGAUCGAAUAAUUAGGAUUAGAAAUCCUUGGGGUCGAAAAGAAUGGAUGAAGGACUGGAGUGAUAACUCUUCAAAAUGGACCCCUGAACUAAGAGAGAGAUUAUAAGUUCACCGAAAAGAUGAUGGAAUAUUUUGGAUGAGUGUUAAUGAUUUUAUAACUGAAUUUAGUUAGGUUUGUGUAUGCAAAUUUAAACCAGAUUAUUUAUAUACAGCUACACCACUUAAAGUUGAGAAAUCAGAUGCUGUAACCACAAAAGUGAUUUUAAUGAAAGUUUACGAAAAAUCGCAUGCAUUUAUAACCUUAACUCAAUCAGAUAAACGCUUUUUUUAGAAAGGCCAUUAAUAUUCAUUAACCAGAUUAAUUAUCGGAGAAUUAGAUGCCCAUAAGAAAGAGGUUUUACAUUAUUCAGGUUCUGCAUUUGAUAAUGAAAGGGAUAUUGUAGUUGAGAAAAUAUUUGAACCAGGAUAUUAUGCCUUAUAUGUUGAAGUAGAUUGGACCUAAAAUUAUGAUCGAUAUUUAGCAGUAUCAUGUUAUGGAUCAAAAUCAGUUUAAUUUACUGAGUUGUAAUUUCCAGCUGGGUAAGAAAAACACUCUAUAGAUAACAUUUUUAAUGGAUUUUUGAGAGCACAUGAGAGGGAUACUGAUGAAGAAAAAGUUAAAGAUAUUGAACCUGGAAUCAGAAGAAUUUCUGGAAUUGUGGGUGGCUAUAUUUAUUAUUGGUAUCAAAAUUAAACAACUAAAAAAACACUUCAUGAAGUUCUUCAUUUAAGUAACAUAUAAAAUCUGGAAAUAUGUCCUCCUUAUUCAAAUCCAAGCAAGGUGGAAAUCUAAAUCAAACCUUUAUCAACAGUUAUGAUUAAAUAUCGAGUUACCAAACAAGGUGGAGGUUCUUACGGAUACUCAUUAAAAUGUUAAACGUAGGUUAUUGAGGCCAAAUCUGAAUAAGAUAUCAUUCAAUAAGCUAUCGAAUAAGCAGAUUAAAAAUUGUAAAGAAGUCCCUUAGGAGAAAAUAUAUAAGUCUUCUUUUAUCUAGUUAAGUUCCCGGCUGGAGUUGCUUUCUAUUAUGAAAAUAAAGAUCAAAGAACAUAUUAAGAAACCAUUUCGUUUGAAGUCUCUAAUCUGAAAGGAGUAGAAUUAGAUAUUUCUAAAGAAGUAGUCAUAGAAAUUCCACCUGGUCAAUCUAAAUUGAUUAAAUUGCAAUCUAUUGAUCCAAGCUAAGGGUACUCAUAUAGAUAUUCCUUUAUGUCUAAAUUAAUAUGA
Molecule: messenger RNA, 2193 nt
Organism: Paramecium tetraurelia
Lineage: Eukaryota; Ciliophora; Oligohymenophorea; Peniculida; Parameciidae
Exons: 6
Biological process (GO): proteolysis
Cellular component (GO): cytoplasm
Molecular function (GO): calcium-dependent cysteine-type endopeptidase activity
Source: RefSeq, a predicted model, not a curated record